Nicotiana attenuata is the source of this 800-nucleotide messenger RNA. RefSeq lists its product as uncharacterized. The coding region runs from base 232 to 747 and encodes 171 amino acids. Lineage: Eukaryota; Viridiplantae; Streptophyta; Magnoliopsida; Solanales; Solanaceae. The transcript has a single exon. The record is from RefSeq and is a predicted model, not a curated record.
CAUAUGAUCAUAUCAUAUAAUACUUCUUUUUAUUCCCACAUUUUUCUUCCUUUCUUUUUUCUGUUACGUUCCUCGACAAAAUCCACCGUCUUUUCCUUCUUUAUUUUGUCUUCUUAUUCCUCUAUCUCAUAACACACACACACACAAGAGAAGCAAGCCAAUAAAAAGAAGAAAAUCGCAUUAUAAUUUGCAGGACAGAGGUGGUGAUUUCAAGAAUCAGAAGUAAGAAUAAUGGACGGUGAAGAUAGGCCGAGGACAAUGUGGAGAAACUUGAAACAACGGUUGGGAUUCACUGGGCUAGCCUGCUGUGGGUCCACUUGGAACUUGAGAAUAUCGGACAUGACGAUAAGAGAAGAAGAAGAAGCAGAGGAGGCCCAAAUACAGGCCCAAUUAUUUGGUGAAGAAGAGCCCACGAUUGUGGCCCAUCAAGGGAGCGUGAACCUUGCUACAGCUCUGGCGGCAGAACGUCGAUUUCGGAGCGUGGGUGCCACGGCGAAACUGAAGACGUUGAUGAGGUUGUUUGAGGAAACGGACGGUGGAGAUGAGAAGAGCAGUCUUAAGUUGUACAGUAAAGAAGGAGGUGGAGUUGAUGAGAUGUGCUGCGUGUGCAUGGAGAGGAAUAAAGGCGCGGCGUUUAUUCCCUGCGGACAUACCUACUGUAGGGUUUGUUCCAGAGAGGUGUGGUUGAACAGAGGCUUGUGUCCGCUUUGUAACCGUUCCAUUAAUGAGAUUCUCAAUAUUUUCUGAGAUUUGUCUCUUAUUGUUUAUCUUUUUAAAUUUCUAUAGGUUUUCAUUUUCAU